This is a messenger RNA of Exaiptasia diaphana, 396 nucleotides long. Its product is annotated as peroxisomal biogenesis factor 19. The record is from RefSeq and is a predicted model, not a curated record. NCBI's taxonomy places the organism in Eukaryota, Metazoa, Cnidaria, Anthozoa, Actiniaria, Aiptasiidae. The transcript is spliced from 3 exons. The annotation marks the transcript as partial.
GAGAAUUUCAACAUGGCGGACGAUGAUGAACUUGAUGAAUUACUCGAUAGUGCGUUAAGUGAUUUCGAUAAACCAGCUACUCCUUCAGUUAAAAAGAUUGAUAAACAAUGCCAAAAACAAGACGAAACGUCAGGUACAAAAGACACAAAUACAGAAAGUUUGGAGGACAAAACUGCAGAACCAAGUGAAGAUGAAUUAAGUAAAAUAUUUGCCGCAAGUUUCGCUGAAGCUGCCUCUGACCUAGAGGAAGCAAUGAAAAAAAUGGGAGGAGCUCAAGAUCCUGAAUUCAUGACGCAAUUGACUCAACUUGCAGACUCAGCACAGCAAGCUGCAUCAAAAGGUAGUUUUUCCAUCUUGAUUGACGCAAUUGAUCCCACAAUACCCUGGGAACCAGAG